GAUGUCUGCAAGGCAUGAUGCGUGCUGACUGCAUGCUGUGGCAGCUCGUCCUACAAGUCGGCUUGAUCCGGCAUUGGACAGCUCUGGUAUAAUCUACCGGACACACCACGCGUCCAACGAAGACAGACUGCUGCCAUGAGACUGCCACAAUCUGCAUCUCGAGCCAGUCAGUCAGCUUGCCGUGCUAUUGUCAAGAUACAACGCUAUCGAAGAUACACACACAGCACUGCGCCUCUCCGAGCCAACAAGCCAACCCCCAAACGGACAAGCACCUCACCUAUCCAUGUACAUAAUCAUCAUCAUAAUCAUAACCACACCAAUCCAGACCAACCCGCAGAACCAGAACCCAAACCACUCCCACUCACUCAGCAGUCAGCACUCAGCACUAUCCCAUCCCCACAUCGCGACUCGAAAACAAACUCGCCCUCAACCCAUACGGAUUAUUCCCCAUGAUCUCCAGAUGCGUAUACGCAUCACACUUGUAAUAAAUCGGGCGUUCGCCAGACUUCACCAG
Molecule: messenger RNA, 514 nt
Organism: Aspergillus heteromorphus CBS 117.55
Lineage: Eukaryota; Fungi; Ascomycota; Eurotiomycetes; Eurotiales; Aspergillaceae
Exons: 1
Coding region: 136-453 (105 amino acids)
Source: RefSeq, a predicted model, not a curated record